CGGCUCGGCUCGGCUCGGCUCUGCUCGGUUUGUUUUCAUCCCGCCCUCCACCGGAGCGGAGCGACAUGAAAACCGGAUCCCGCGGCGUUUGGCUGCUUUGGCGUCGGACCGGCUGGACGGAGAGGAGCGGGAACCGGAGCGGGAACCGGAGCUCAGAGCGGGAGGAGACCGGGAUAACGGCGCUGCUGAGCGGGCGUUUCACUGUCGAGAGGCCCCGGAGAGACACCGAGUGGUUCGCUGUAGUAGAGCCGGGCUGUGGGGCGCUGCUGGCGGAUCCGAUCUGAGACAUGUACCAGGUCCAGGGGAAAGGGGAAAGGGUCGUUGCCAUGGUGCUGAAGGAGCUUCCUGGUAAAAAGGCAUCCUCAGAAGGAAACCCCCUCCUCACCGUGACAACCAAGCUGGUUCGGGAGCAGCAGGAGAGUCGACCCCUGCUGAGUCCCUCCAUCGAUGACUUCCUGUCAGAGAGCCGGAGCGACGCCCCCUCCACCCGACCCCUCGCCUCCAACCCAGCAGUUCUGUCCACAGCUCUGGACCUGGUGGACCUCAGUGAGCCGGGGGAGAGCAGCGGGGGCAGCUGCAGCAGUGGGGGCAGUAAUGGUGGUAGUACUGGCAGCAAUAGUGUCGGUGGCAGCAGCACUAACAAGGACCCGAGGAGGAGCCCUCUGAGGCGGAAGGGCAGCUCGAGGAGCCCUCGGCGCCGGACGAGACCUGAGGAGACAGAGCUGAUCCAGGUUGAGGUGGAACACCUGCCUGCAAGUCCCAGAACACCUGAGAGGAUCUCACUGGACUCAGUCAGUCUGUCGUCUCCUCUGGACAAAUGGGACGAGGUGAACCUUGACGUAGAGGACGGGGGACGCAGGAGAUACGAGAAGAGAUGCACCUCCCACCACUCCUCCAGUGAACUGCUGUGGUCUGCAGAGUUUAAAACUGAUCCUCUAACAAAGAACUCCUUCGACAUCCACAGCUUCGAUGACCUCGACUUCAUAUCUUCAGCACAGGACUGCGGGGCGUCCAGGCAGCGCAGGCGGACUCGUUCCUUGUUGGCCAGGAAGGAGUCUCUGGAGGACGAGUUUGUCAGAGCGAAGGCUGCUGUUGAGUCGGACACAGAGUUCUGGGACAAGAUGCAGGCCGAGUGGGAGGAACUGGCUAGAAGGAACUGGCUGGAGGAGUCUGAGGACCAGGGUCCAAUCCCGCCUACCGUCUCACCGGCAGAGAAAGGUUACUACUUCAACACCAACAACCCGUAUAGAGACUGGCCCAAUGCCUUCGCUGAGGGUCAGGAGAAAGCUCGGGAGGGAGACCUGAAUGCUGCCGUGCUGCUGCUGGAAGCCGCCAUCUUACAGGACCCGCAGGACUCUGAGGCCUGGCAGCUUUUAGGAAUGACUCAGGCUGAGAACGAGAACGAGCAAGCCGCCAUCGUGUCCCUGCAGAGAUGUCUGGAGCUCCGCCCCAACAACCUGCCGGCUCUCAUGGCGCUCGCCGUCAGCUUCACCAACAGUGGCAUGCAGCCGGAGGCCUGUGACGCUCUGCGCCGCUGGAUCUGCCACAACCCCCGAUACAAACACCUGGUCCUGGACCGCAGGAGCCCGCUACAGGGCUCCCCGGCCACGCCUCGCAGGGGCCCGCACACAGGCGGCAGGUGUGAGCUUCAGGAUGUGCUGCUGCUCUUUCAGGAUGCGGCUCUGUUGAAUCUGGACUGUGUGGAUCCAGACCUGCAGACUGGACUGGGAGUCCUCUUCAACCUCAGCUCAGACUUCAACAAAGCUGUGGAGGCUUUUACUGCAGCGCUGUCUGUCAGACCACAGGACUACCUGCUGUGGAACCGUCUGGGUGCCACGUUGGCGAACGGAGACCGCAGCGAGGAGGCGGUAGAGGCAUACACCAGAGCCCUGGAGCUGCAGCCCGGAUUCAUCCGGUCCAGGUACAACCUGGGGAUCAGCUGCAUCAACCUAGGAGCUCACAGGGAGGCGGUCAGUAACUUCCUGACGGCUCUGAACCAGCAGAGGCGGAGUCAGCGCUGCAGCCACCAGCAGAUGUCGGCUAACAUCUGGGCCGCCCUGCGAAUCGCCAUCUCCAUGAUGGACCGACCCGAGCUGUUCCAGGCUGCCAACGUCGGGGACCUGGACCUGCUGAUGAGGGCCUUCGACGUGGGCGAUGUGUGAUGGCGGAGACGGACGGGACAGUUGGUUUGGUUUGAAACCAAAGAGCAACGGUGGAAAGCAAUAGAACAGCACAACCCUUUAGCUUCCUGUAGGAACACUUCCUGUUUGUAACGCUGAUGGCGAGACGUUCGGGGCGCUGACGCCUCCUGAAAAAGUCCUCAAUUGUCUUCAGUUCACUUUUCAAGAUUAGGCCUUAAAGCCAUGAAGAAUAUGAGUUUAUAAAGUCUUAAUUUAAAGAGAAACUGAACAGCUCCUGUAGUCACACCCACCAGUGAUGUCACAGUGUACCUGGAGUACAUCUUACAUCACUGAGUUCAACCACUGGACGCUGUUCAGUUGCUCUUUAAAGGUUCUUUAUUUUCUAGUUUCUCUCUUUUAUAUUGGAUCGUAUUUUAGUGUUGGUACAAACUCUUCCUCCAUCUUUAUUCACAUGUUGUCUUUGUACUCAGCAUAAUGUUUAUUUCCACAACAACACAGUCGCGUCGCACUUCUUCUCAUUGAAAUGUCAUCGACCCAUUUUUUUUUUGUCACUUUGCUGUUUUUCCGGUCACUGUUAAAGGCAUAUUUCAGGUUUUUUAAUGUGGGGUUCCUAAACUAAUCUACAUCAAUCCUAGGCUAGCAUUUUACCAACAUUAGCUGUCAGAUGUAACUAGCUAACGACUGAUGUAGAUUAGCUUAACGUAUUCUAGCCUAGCACACAGCAUCUAAGUUCACAGUUCGUCUAUGUUGAAAACAAAAUAAGUUUACCAAACAUUACAUUUACUUUCUAUAAUAAAAUAAUAUAAAAACAAAUUCAAUUCUUCAACAAAAAAAUAUCUGAAAAGAAAACAAACAAAACAAUAAUCUUAAGGGUGUAUCAUAAGCUAGGUUAUUAGCUAACAUUUUGCUAACACUAGCUAUCAGAUAUAACUAGUUGGCAACCAUUUCAUGUAGAUUAGCUAGGUAGUUAGCUAGUGUUUUGCAUACAUUAGCUAAGUUAAGAUGUGACUAUAUAUGUGUCUCUUUUAUUUUUUAACCAUCUUCAAAAUGUGGUUGUCUUUUCAAAACAGAUUAGCCUAGCACGUAGCAUAUCUAAGUACAAACCCACAUCAUAAAACCUCAACUAUCGCUUUAAGCUCCCACCAAUGAACGUCAACACUUCCUGCACAAAUGUUUGACACUAAAAACCUUCCUGGUUGGCUUUUAUUGUGAAACAUCUGCAGGAAGUGUUGAAUUUGGAUGAAAUGCUGUGUUAUAUUGCGUUAUAUUGAAUGUACCGUCUCAUAUUUAGUGGAUUCAGUGAUUAUUUGAUUGGAUUCAGUUUCCUGUUUGACCUGUAAAAGUGACGAACCUGCUGCUUCUCUUCUCACUGACCUCUGACACUGACUGACAGCCUCCUUCAGUCUGAAACCUUCCUGCAUCCUAAAUGUCUUUAUAUUCAUGUAUAUUAUAUUCCAACAAUCACCAACUCUGGUUUGGUGGAAAUAAAUCCUUAGUUCACCGACAUGGAAGUAAAAUGUUUUGUAAAGAUGGCUGCAACUUAAGCUAACGCUAGUCCUUGGGACAAACUAACAGUAGUAGUUUCUGCCACUGACAGACUCAGGUUGUUAUUGUCAGUGUCUGACAGCAUUAUGGAAAGGAUCCCUACAGAGAUAGACCUUUAGUUUAACCACAAACAGCCGUAAUAUCACUAUCUCUCUCCACCAGACUCCAGAGACAAAAACACUCAUUUUACCUUCAGAUCAUCGUAACUUCAUUAAAGUGAACAGAAACAGAAUCAAACUGAUUAAAAGCGUCUCUGUUAGUGUUUCCAACAACCACCAACUCUGGUUUGGUGGAAAUAAAUCCUUAAUUCACCGACGUAGAUGAUAAAAACAGCAGUUUCAGUCGGAGCAGACCGGCUAUGGAAACAAACCACAGAGAGGCUGCGAUACAACACAGGCAGAGGGAGAGAGACAGGCAGAGGGAGAGAGACACCAUGUGACUCUGUAUAUGGAGAAUAGCUGGUUCUAAAUCUAAAUGUUUUGGAUGAGAAUGGAGCUCAGGGAUGUCAGUGAUGGUGACAACGAGGAGGAGGAGGAAGAGUUCUCACUGCUGUGACUGUAAAAAUCAAACCACCUCCACCUGAAGCACUGACACAGUCUCUUUCUCUCUGGUUUCUUUCUGUCUUUCUUCCCUUUAAACCUUUAAAGCCAUAAAUGUCCACAAUGUCAAACUCUCAGCGGUUCAUUGUUCUGUUGCUGCCUGCUCUCAGGUCUCUCUCUCAGCUCACCCAGGUUGUUGAUUGUCUGUUGUUUUAUUCUGGCGUCUGUUCCCCUCACUUCCUUCCUGUCGUUGGCUCUCAGGUGAAUCUUCCGGCUUCAGUUUGAUCCGACAACAAUUCAAAGCUGCAGCAGUUUCUCUGCUCAAUGCACAAAACACACACACAGUCUAUUUAUACAGCAUCAGAUAUUCACAUUUUAGCCUUCAUAUCAAACGUAGUCAGAACUAUAUCUCAUGUAUUCCUGUUAAUCAAUAUUUAUUCUGUAUUUUUAACAACGAUUUGUUGCAGGUUUGUUUUGUUUAAAAAAGCUUCACUCGACUGCUGAGAACUCAGACUUUAAAGCUCCAGUGUGUCACAUUACUGGAAUAUAAUAUUCAUCCGCCAUGUUUCUACAGUAGCCCAGAACGGACAAAAGGAUUAAUCUGCAUAAACUUACUGUUACUUAUAUUCAGUACACACAUACAGUACAAGACUAUGAACUACAGGCUGAACUACCUUCUGCUGCUCAUUUACACUAACGUAUCCAUCCCGCUAUGAUGACAUCAAACGGUACCUAUAUCUCAGUAUUUGGUUCAUAUCUGUGAAAACUGUGAAAUCUUUAGUUUUAAAUGUAUAUUAUAACUAAAGAUGUGAUCACAGAUGAUAUUAUUAUUAUUGAUCACAUAUAUAAAAUAAUUGAUCACAUAUAUGUACUUAUAUGAGCUUCAGUCAUCCAAGCAAACAGCUGAUAGAUCAAUGAGAAUAAACAGAGAAUCCGUCAGAAAGAAGAAUAUUAAGUCUGAUUGUUAAAAUGAUAAAAACAGAAUACAGACAGAGAAUGGAUCAAUAUAUCAGGAAAACUCAUCUCUGAUCAAUAUUCACAGGAAAUAAUCAAACCUCCUGCAGUUAUUGAGUUCACUGUUUGGGUUCAUUGAUCAGUUGAUCAGCUGUUCUCUGCUGUUAUUGAUUCUGAUCAAUAUAAAAUACACUGUAAAUACAGAUAUCAGUUUAGUGAUAGAAACUGCUCCCUUAUGCAAACAGAAAUAAUUAUUGAUCAGUGAACAAUCAGUGAACUUCAAGAAGUCCAGCUCUCCUCCUGCUGCCGCUCUGUGCACAUGCUUUAAAGGCUGAGCUGUAUUCAGUUGGUUACAGUCUGUAACCCGGUGGCGCUGAAUCCCACACACUGGACCUUUAAAGACAGCUGAAUGUUCUCAGGGGAAACAUCUGGAACAUGUUGGCCAUGAUGUUUCGUUAUUUUGGUGUUUAACUCUCCAUUCACGUUGCUGCUGAAGCUUCAGUGUUUAAAGGGAAGAUUCACAAAUAAUGUUUCCAAAUGUUUGAAGGAAAACCAACAUUUUCCUUUACCUGACGAGCAGAUCCACUCCGCCGCCACAUAUUUUAGUUCCAGUGUCGUGUUUUCACCGUUACAGUUAUUUAUUUAUUUAUGUGUUGACUGUCAGUCCCUACAGGAAGUGGCGAUCGCAACAAUUAGCACAAAUUCAGCCGAUUCUCCUGCAGGUUUUGCUGAUCACAGCAGGGAAACGUUGAGCUGAACUGUUUCAUUCUCACUGGAACCAGUUAAGUUCGGGUUUCAAUGAAUUAUGCAAAAAGAAAGAAAUCGCAGUUAUUUUUGCUAUAUUCCAAAAUUUUAUCGCAAAGAAAUACCUACAAACAUCACAACAUGCAUAUGAUUUUUUAGAAAAGCUGCUGGAAAUUUGUAACAAUCCCCAAAGUCUGAAAUCCUGGAGGGAUUGAUCGUUGGGAGAGAUUAUUGAUUAAUGGUUUUACACAUCUGCUCCACAUUGAACCAACGGCCACGUCUCAAGUGUUCAAAUUCAGGGUCGACUAAAAUCUACCAGAUUGAGGUAAUUUAGGUUGUUUUAAUGUUUGUGUGGUUAUUUUUUCAUUUUCAUCUUAAAUGUAAUUUCAUUCUGGACCACAGCUGAAAAACAGCAGCUUUUAAAUCUUGGAAUAAUAAAGUGAUCUGAGAGAUAUUAAGUUUUAAACUGAGCAGUGAUAGUGAAAUAUUCUGUAUGUAUUAAAGGUUUUCCUUCAGGUGAUUGGUUGAUUGGUUGAUCAAUCAGCUUGUGAAUCUUCCCUCUGCAGCUUCGAAUGAAUCCUUCAUAUCUUUAUGUUUGUGUAAAUGAUCAAUGUACAGACAAUAAUCACAUGUAAACUGAUAUUUUAGAAAUUAAACAGCUGAUGCAGAACCUGAAAAA
This is a messenger RNA of Dicentrarchus labrax (European seabass), 6602 nucleotides long. RefSeq names its product peroxisomal biogenesis factor 5-like b (gene pex5lb). Gene Ontology annotation, biological process: protein import into peroxisome matrix, docking. Gene Ontology annotation, molecular function: protein binding. The record is from RefSeq and is a predicted model, not a curated record. The transcript is spliced from 14 exons. Bases 288 to 2162 code for a protein of 624 amino acids. NCBI's taxonomy places the organism in Eukaryota, Metazoa, Chordata, Actinopteri, Moronidae. Gene Ontology annotation, cellular component: cytosol; peroxisomal membrane.